This is a messenger RNA of Diversispora eburnea, 315 nucleotides long. The record is from the annotation of a GenBank genome assembly. Lineage: Eukaryota; Fungi; Glomeromycota; Glomeromycetes; Diversisporales; Diversisporaceae.
AUGUCAAUGCAAACAAUACAAAAUUCAUCUAUGGAUGAUUUAGCGGAUUUAUUAAUUAAUAAUUUGGAUAGAAGUAAAAUAUUUCCACCAUAUUUUAAUAAACCAAGAGAAUUGAUCAAUCCAUGUCAUGGACAUAAUAAAACACCACCAAGACCACCAAAUGGUUUUCUAUUGUGCAGGAAGAAUGUACAUAAAGAAGCCAGAUCACGGGGUAUAUGUAAUAUGAGAGUGAUUAGCAAGGUUACUGGAAUGUUGUGGAGACAAGCUUCGCAAGAUGAAAAAGAACACUAUUUGAGACAAAACAAAUGGUUUUAG